AUGCCUUUUUUUGGCGAAACGCAGUCGCCGUAUGACGAAGUUGUCGCGAAAGCCACUAGUGAAACAUGCAGUGACGAGAAUUGGCGGUUAAUAUUUGAUAUAGUUGAUCGCGUUUUAGCGGACCCCAAAGGUCCUAAGUUAUGCUUACUGUCUUUGAAAAAACGACUAAAUCACCGCGACCCUCAUGUAGUUUUGCUAGCUCUGAGUGUACUUGAUGCUUUAUGGUGUAACUGUGGACAGGCUUUCCGCCAGGAAGUUUCUUCCAGGGAAUUUUCAUCCGAGCUUGGAUACAAGGCAACUCAGAGUAAUCGUGCAGUCAGUGAAAAAACUCGGUCUCUUAUUAAAAAGUGGGUGGAACAGGAAUGCAAGGAAGACCCUUCUCUCGGAUUAAUAGAGUCACUUUAUAAAAAUCUUUUGGCGGACGGUUACUCUUUCGAGACUGAACAGUUAGAAAAGAAACCAGCUAUGGUGACAGAUCCAAAUGUAGUACAAAGUGCAAAAGAGGAAGAGGAUAUUGCACGUGCGAUCCAACUGUCAUUAGACGAAUCAAAGCGAGAGAAUCCAAGCUCCACAAUUAGCAGUACAACACAACCACAUAUAAGCAGAUGUGUCGAACGCGAUGUGAGGGCUCUUUAUGACUUUGAAGCUGCGGAAGAUGGUGAAUUAACUUUCUCUGCUGGGGAUACUAUAACUAUACUUGAUGAGUGUGAUGCAAAUUGGUGGAAAGGUAGGUGUAAGGGAUCAGUCGGCGUUUUUCCGUCUAGUUUCGUUACUUCUGAUCUUAACGAACCUGUCAAAGAAGCUGAUUCAUCUUUACGGGAACAAGAGGAAGUUACUACUCAGCAACCGGUUUUAGUUGCCCGUAUUGACGAAGAUUUGCUCGCAAAAUGCGAGGUUAUGCUGCAGGAAUGUCACCCAUCGAAAGCCGAAGAUCCAGAACUCCCUGAGAUAGAGAAACAGUGUCUGGCACAGGAGCCUUUAAUUGAAGCCCGUAUUGCGGAAAUUGAUAAGCAGUCAAGUGCUUUAGAUUCUAUUGAAGCUUCAAUCGCAAAUGCACUGAAUCUUUAUGACAGUGUUAUCCAACAACAGCAGCAACAGUUUUCAAUUCCCAAUAUGCAGCAAGUACCCACUGACACGACUUAUCAGACUGGGCCUCAGCAAUCCGUACAACAGCAGUGGCAGCAACCUCAGACAUGGGGCCCCCUGCCAAGCCAGCCGAGCAUUUAA
Molecule: messenger RNA, 1227 nt
Organism: Enterobius vermicularis (human pinworm)
Lineage: Eukaryota; Metazoa; Nematoda; Chromadorea; Rhabditida; Oxyuridae
Source: the annotation of a GenBank genome assembly